Quercus lobata is the source of this 903-nucleotide messenger RNA. RefSeq lists its product as uncharacterized. The transcript is spliced from 2 exons. Bases 1 to 903 code for a protein of 300 amino acids. The record is from RefSeq and is a predicted model, not a curated record. Lineage: Eukaryota; Viridiplantae; Streptophyta; Magnoliopsida; Fagales; Fagaceae.
AUGCUUGUUGACCAAAUCUUGACGGAGAUUAAGGACAAACAAUAUCUUAAAUGGCCCAGGCCCUUACACUCGUCACCCAGUGUGCGCGAUAAAAGGAAAUACUGCCGUUUUCAGAAAGACCACAGGCAUUACACAGAGGACUACCGAGACUUGAAGGAGCAGAUAGAAGAACUUAUACGGAAAGGGAAACUUCAGAAAUACGUGAAAAUGGGAGAUUCAAGCAGGUAUAGGGACGACAAGAAGGAUCAACACAAAGGCUCUCAGAGAAACGAGGAUCACCUACUGCCUCGUCCACAAAGUGCAAUAGGGGAGAUAAAAACCAUUAUGGGAGGACCAUCCACGGGAGGGUCGUUCAGGUCCCUCAAGAAAUCUUACCAAAGGCAAGUGAACAGUGUUUAUAGCCUGCCUCCCCUGAAGCAAAGACAGACGAACCAAGACAUGUAUUUCUCAGAAGAAGAUGCCAGAGGGGUAAAGCAAUCUCAUGAUGACCCACUAGUCAUUAUAAUCAUGAUUGAGGGAUUCAACACCAAAAGGGUUUUGGUAGACAACGAGAGCUCAGCAGACAUUAUUUACCUUUCUGCCUUCCAACAAUUAAAAGUAGACCCGAAGAGACUUCGUCCUUUUGAAUCCCCCCUUGUCAGUUUCAGUGGAGACAAGGUGUACCCUCGGGGAAUACUAACAUUGACUGUCACGGCCGGCUCUUACCCCCUCCAGGUGAAGUCUCCAAUAGAACAGGGAGUCGGAGAGAUAAGAGGAGACCAGGUGUUGGCAAAGGAGUGUUACCAGGCAGUCUUGGUCUCAAAAGAGAACCACACGUGGACAAUCGAAGAUAAGACACUAGAAAUCAUCGAGAAGUUAGAAAUGAUAGAGUUGGUCGAAGGAGAUCCUGCAAAGACGACCUAA